This is a messenger RNA of Centrocercus urophasianus (Greater sage-grouse), 954 nucleotides long. RefSeq names its product nicotinamide nucleotide adenylyltransferase 2 (gene NMNAT2). Gene Ontology annotation, cellular component: Golgi apparatus. The record is from RefSeq and is a predicted model, not a curated record. Bases 1 to 924 code for a protein of 307 amino acids. Gene Ontology annotation, molecular function: nicotinate-nucleotide adenylyltransferase activity; nicotinamide-nucleotide adenylyltransferase activity. Lineage: Eukaryota; Metazoa; Chordata; Aves; Galliformes; Phasianidae. The transcript is spliced from 11 exons. Gene Ontology annotation, biological process: NAD+ biosynthetic process.
AUGACGGAGACCACCAAGACCCACGUUAUCCUGCUGUCCUGCGGCACCUUCAAUCCCAUCACCAAGGGCCACAUCCAGAUGUUCGAGAGAGCCCGUGAGUAUCUGCACAAGACUGGACGGUUCAUCGUCAUCGGUGGCAUUGUCUCACCAGUUCAUGAUUCCUAUGGGAAGACGGGCCUGGUGUCCAGCCGGCACCGCCUGACCAUGUGCCAGCUGGCUGUGCAAUCUUCCGACUGGAUCCGGGUGGACCCCUGGGAGUGCUACCAGGACACCUGGCAGACCACCUGCAGCGUGCUGGAGCACCACCGUGACCUGAUGAAGAGGGUGACCGGCUGCAUCCUCUCCAAUGUCAACACUCCCUCCAUUACCCCUGUGAUCGGACAGCCCCAGAAUGAGUCUACGCAGCCUAUCUACCAGAACAACAACGUGUCCAACAAGCCCACCGCAGCAAAGAUCCUGGGGAAGGUAGGAGAAAGCCUGAGUCGGAUCUGCUGCGUUCGCCCACCCAUGGAGCGCUUCACCUUUGUGGAUGAAAAUGCCAACCUGGGGACUGUGAUGAGAUACGAGGAGAUUGAACUGCGCAUCCUCCUGCUCUGUGGUAGUGACCUGCUGGAAUCCUUCUGCAUCCCUGGCCUCUGGAACGAGUCUGAUAUGGAGGUGAUUGUUGGGGAGUUUGGGAUCGUGGUGGUGCCCCGGGAUGGAGCAGACCCUGAUCGGAUCAUGAACCACUCCUCAAUACUCCGCAAGUACAAAAACAACAUCCUGGUGGUGAAGGACGACUCGAACCACCCCAUGUCGGUCGUGAGCUCCACCAAAAGCAGACUGGCCCUGCAGCACGGGGAUGGACACGUUGUGGAUUACCUCUGCCAGCCUGUCAUCGACUACAUCCUCAAGAGCCAGCUCUACAUCAACACCUCCGGCUAAGUGCCAGAGGCCCUGCAGCAGAACAGCCCU